UGUGUGUGAGAGUGAGUGAGAAAGUGACAGAGCGAGUGAGAGAGAGAAAAAGAGAGUCUUAGUCAGUUUAGCAGGCAAAACAGCAGAACGCCAUGAAGGAUUGACGAAGAUGGGCAUAAUUUCUUGAGCACCUUUUUUCAAUUCUAAGCCCCGGACGGUGUAAAAUCAUGCCUACUCAAGGCCACAAAAGAGGGUCUGAUGACUCCUCUACUUCAAAUGAUCAGGGCAGGGAAGGUAAUAAACGACUUUGUGCCAUAGCAAAGGGAACUGCAGCAACACCUACCCUCGAGAUGGAUGUCAUAAAAGUGGCCAAAGAGGGCAUUGGAAAAGUCCUCAGCAGACUAAACAAGGUGUCAUCUCCAUAUGCAAACACGGAUUUCAUUGGUUAUUUAAGGGAAAAAAUCUCAGCUUUGGAGGCUGUCAUUGACGACAAAGUUGUUGUUGGUGUAUUUGGGAGGUCAGGAGCUGGUAAGAGCUCACUGAUGAAUGCCAUUUUGGGGGUGAAGACCUUGCUGCCCUCAGGGACUGUUGGCGCAUGCACAUCAGUCAUCAUCCAGGUGGAGGCCAAUAUGACUGACUCCAACUACGUGGCAGAGAUUGACUUCAUUUCUAAAGAGGAAUGGGAGAAGGAGCUGGAAUCACUUUUGAAAAUCAAAGAAAUGGAUGGUGAGGAGAAAGAUAAAAGGAUGGUGAAUAUGGCGAACAGUAAAAUCCAGGCAUUGUACGGAGAAGAUGCAGUCGGGAAAAGCUUUGAUGAACUGAAGUCAGUGGAGUCAGAGACAUUCAGCGACAUCCCAGAGUUUCUCUCAUCAACUAGGAAAAUCCUGUCAUUUGACACAGCCACUAAGUUCUCUACAGAGAUCGCCUGCUACAUACGAAGCAAAAGAAAGAUACAUGGGAAACAAUCUAAAUCAUCUCAGAUACACUACUGGCCACUUGUGAAGUAUGUGACCAUCAAGAUGCCAAACUCCAAGGAUCUUCUGGAACACAUUGUGCUGGUGGAUCUUCCAGGAACUGGAGACUGCAACAAGGCCAGAGAUGAGAUGUGGGAAUCGUACAUUACUAAGUGCUCCUCUGUGUGGGUGGUGGCUGACAUUGACCGGGCCGCGGCUGACAGUGAUGCAUGGAAUAUACUGGACAACAGCAUCAGUAAUAUGGGUCCUGGUGGACAGUGUCAGAACAUCACCUUCAUCUGUACUAAGACAGACGACAUCAACCCAGACAAUUAUAUGCUUGAAAUGGACGAUGAAGACCUUCACAUAGAGGUACAGGACUCUUCUAACUAUUCAGAGGAGCAGAAACGUGCAUGCAUAUUGCACCGAAAUCAACAAGCCAAGAUGGAAAUUCAAGAGAAUUACAGCAACCCGUAUGAAGCUAUUGAUGAAAUGCAGCUGUUUACUGUUAGUUCUCAAGAAUUCCAGAAGGAUAAUAACUGCAUUCUGCGACAAGAAGAGACAGAGAUACCUGAGCUGAGAGCUCUGCUGAAAAGCUUGAACGACCAACGGUCAGAAAAAGUGAUGAGAGACUAUGUGAUUGGAGCCUAUGGGAUCCUCUCCCUGGUCCACGUGGUAAACCAUGGGAUCACCAAAUCGAUGGAGACCGAAAAAGAAAAAUUGCACAAGCUUCUAGAACAAAGGCUGGAAGAUGAGCUCCAGAACAUUGACCAGUUCAUGUCAAACAUUCACAUGGAGUUUGACAAGUGCCUUUCAGCCGGAGUGCUAGAGUCAGAGAAGACAUGUGUGACAAGAGCCAAGGAGGAAGUGAUAGCACCAAAAGGAAAAGGAGGAGGAGGGUACCACCAGACCCUGAGAGCUGUAUGCAACGGCCAGGGGUUCUGCAGGUCAACAAAUGGAGUAAAAACAAACAUGAACGCUUCUCUGAGCAGCUCUCUGUGCGAUUCCAUUAGAAAUAUAUUUUCAAAAACAUUCAAGAAAUCUCAGAAAUCUAUCUCUGCAAAGAUUGAUAAUUUCAGCAUCCUCUUAGAGCGCCAUGAUGAAGAAACCAUGUUUCCUCGGCUGGCAUUCCUCAAAACUGAGGAACACAAAUUGAAGGCAGAUCUUAAACAUGAGAUCAUCCAGAGGAAGAAGGAAAUUUACUCUUCGCUCAUCAAGUCAAUCAUGACCUCCAUGCUCCCCUCCUAUACAGAGGCUUCAAAUGUACAUGGGAAAGGAUCCCUAAAGAGAAUGCAGGACAUACUCGAGAGUCACAUUGAGUCAUCAAAGAGCACCAUGUUCCACGAUGCUAAGGGGAAGAUGCUGAAGCUACUAACCAAGCUCAGGGAAUACAUUGUGCAGGAAAUAAGGUCUAAACUAAAGGAAGCUAUGAAGCAGUCACUCCACAAUGAGCUACCUCUCCCAGAUAUAUCUGAGCACUAUGAGAUAGUGAAGAGCGCCCAUGAAAAGAUGACGGGUAAACCUAUCACAGAUGUUGAAGAUGAGAAAUGUGUUCCAGAACACAGCUCGGGGAAGGAAACGACAUCUGAGCAGGUUCUAAUUAUCCCAGUAAGAACUCAACGGACACUAUGAAAGCUUAAACCAAGUUUAUUCAUCCCAGAGGGUCGAACAGCUGAACCGACUAAGACACAUUCCAAUAGUGCUGGUGUAAGUAACCCAAUUUGGGGUGGAACCUCCUCCUUCUCUCCAAACACUACAUCUCUGUUGCUAGGCAGGAAAUUAAGUGGCAUGGGCAAUAAACUGUUCCUUCUCCCUUAACAUGACCUGAGCUGAACUCGGCCCCCUCCCUCACUAAUCCACAGCUCUCCACCCAUAUCAGUGCCUGCCAAGAUGUGAUCGUCUUUCCUUCACUCAGUACUCAGUACAAAGCUUAAUUGCCUCUACCAUAAACAUUCCUCCUACAGAUAACCAUUAACUUCUGGUGUAGACCUUCUCUAGACCAUAGCGCUCAAUAUGAUACCUGAUAAUUAACCCUAUUUCAAGUUUUAGGAGUUAGAUCCCAGAAUCCAUCAGUCCCCCGUUUUGAACAUUUAACUCAAUACUGUUCAACAUUACAUAAACUUGGAAAUUACUUAUUAAUGGACAAACAAUGAUAAUAAAACAUGAACAAAUAAAUAAAAUAAACAUGACUAACAUUCACUGAGGUUUACAAACUCAGAGACUUAUGGCCUCUGUUCUACGAUCACACCAUACACAAACUUAUUUCCAUUUCUCAUAGAUGAUAAUAACGUGUCCACUGGAGCUGUCGACUUCUUCCAUUUCAACUUUCUCCUUCUGGUUCCCAAGCGAGUGAUAGCACAAGACUUGAAAAGCAGCAAGAAAGACGAAACAUAACAGCAUUAACAAUGUGGUAAGCGAUGCAUAAUUAUAUAUGCAUGAAAAUCCAAAGUCUCAUAACAUGACAAUUCCCUCUCUCUUCGCCUGCCUCUAUGCUUCCAGGAUACUUUUCUUCUGGAUUCCACCCAGUCUUCCCUUUUCCAGCCACAGGCACCUAGAGGUGUUCCCAAGCCAUGUCAUUUUCACUCUGUUCCCCAUCUCCUUCUUCCUCCAUUAUCACCUGAUAGGCACGUCACCUGAUAGGCAAGUGCAUAGCCCUAAUCAACGCUACAUCAUCUUGAGGUAACUCAGCACUGUAUAUGCUUUCACAUCAAUGCCUUCAGAAUGUUGUCCAGUGUACAAUUACCCCAACAUAUAUCCUUUUAUUCGAUGCAUUAACCAAUAAAGCAACUAACCCAACCCAACAACAGAGGUUAAAGUAGCUCCCAGACCCAACCCAUCUGCAUGUCUAUAAUGGAAUAUACUCUCUCUCUCUUUAGCUCCGCUUCCUCUGUCAUGGCGUCUUCAAGCUCAACCAUUAUGCAGCUGGAACUCACUUCACGUGAGAACUAUGAACCCACUGAGGAGAGACAUGACGAUCUUUCCCACUGCAGGUGCUGUGUGGACCAGACCAACGCUGUCACACCACCCCCGCCUGGUGUAUCUUGAUGUACACUCAAUCUCCAGGAUUCAGCCCGUGUCCUCGGUUAUCUUCUGCUCCUCAUGUGCCGCUUCCACACGGGAAUAUACACACUGCAUUGUUCAUUUCCUGACGACAGGACAAGAAAUUGUUCUUAACUGACUUGCCUAGUUAAAUAAAGGAUAAAUAAAUAAAAAAUAAAAAU
Oncorhynchus nerka (sockeye salmon) is the source of this 4114-nucleotide messenger RNA. RefSeq names its product nuclear GTPase SLIP-GC-like. Bases 168 to 2525 code for a protein of 785 amino acids. The transcript has 21 exons. NCBI's taxonomy places the organism in Eukaryota, Metazoa, Chordata, Actinopteri, Salmoniformes, Salmonidae. The record is from RefSeq and is a predicted model, not a curated record. Gene Ontology annotation, molecular function: GTPase activity. Gene Ontology annotation, biological process: regulation of apoptotic process; innate immune response; inflammatory response.